CUCCCCCCUGCUAACCUCAGACGACAGGAGCACUGCAUACUCCCCAUUCCACCCUUCUCUCUGCUGGGGUAACUUUCCCAGACUCCAGCAAGAGACACGAGGGAGGCUCCAUCAGGUGUGGGACACCCAGCAUAAGGAGCUGUCAAUCAUUUUCUUACUUUUUAUCCACCACCAAAAUCCAAGACAACUCGUCUAGAUGGCAACCUCCUCAUCUGGAACCACAGCGGAGCAAAACGGUCUCAACAUGGCAUCCGAGACCCCAGCACUGCCACAGCCCUGUAGUCCCAGGACUGACAGCGUCUUUUCUGACCAGUCUGGCUUCUACUCUCUGGACUCCAACGUACCUGGACUCUCUAAGGUGAUUCUCAACCAGCUCAACAUGAAGGACUAUGGAGACUACAGGGCUGCUGUUGAGGGAAAGGCUAAAGGAUUCCGCAACUACAAGGAGAUGUUCCAGAAGAUGGAGGAAACCUUUAAGUUCUGCACCGGCUGCAACAAACUCCCAGAACAUCUCACCGAGGGACAGACCCUGAAGCGCUGUGUGAAGUGUUUGAAUGUGUACUACUGCACAAAGGACUGUCAGAAAAAGGACUGGCCUCAGCACAAAAAGGUCUGCAAGACAUUGCGACUGGUGGCUAUUGACAGACUAGUGGAGUGGCUGAUGUUCACGGGAGACCUCCCAUUCCCCACAGAGGUGUGGUGCAAGUCAGCUGCUGAGGUGAAGAACUGGGAUGACUGGCUGCCCAUGCAGGUGGACCUCACACCACGUCUGGAUGCCAUCUUGUCUGGCACAAACAUGGCAACCCUUUGGAGGAGCGCCAGCAGACCGAGGCCAGAUGAUGCUGACCUGCGACAGUCCUUAUGGCGAAUUCAGAGCGAGUUCCUCUCACGAGUCCUCACAGUUGGGAUGGCUGUGCAACGCUUUGGUCUGGACCCGUAUGCAAAACCACUCACCAUCCACAUAGCAGGGGCGUCCCACAAUGAGACCAUGGGAGCAAGACUGACUGACUACGAUGAGCUGAACCGCAUGUUCCCUGGAAACCAGGGUAUAGAGAUAGUGAUGGUGGGACCAGAGGUGGUAGACGGCCCCAUCAACAGACCCCCUCUUCAAGCUUUUGGCCCCAAGCAGAGGGUUUACAUCAGUGCCCAAAAGGCCCUCUACCAUGAGUUCUGGGAGCAGCUGGUGGAGAAAGAUGAAGCAGCCAAACCAGAUCUGGUGGUUGGAUUCCAUCCUGGAUUCCACGCUACCCAGGGCCUGGUGGAAGGCUGGCUGCCCACCCUUCUGCUGCUCAGAGACUACAACAUCCCGUCCUUCUUCACCAUGUACAGUGAGAUGGAGCUCAAGUACUCGAUGCAGAUCCUGCAGGAGCUGGAGAUGCACAUCAGGGACAGUGGACCCAAUCCGUUCACCUCGCAGAAACCGGAGCAGGUCCAGGCCUGUCCCAACAAACCUCCGGUCUACUGCAGCUCUCACUACGUCUGUUUCCAGGGGCUGCUGCCUGAAGACAACUUUGGGGGUCUAGAUGCAGACAGUUAACAUCGAGGAAACUCUGAGCUUGCUUUGGCUUUGGGGAGCAGCUUACAGCAAGAGAUGGACACAAGUCAGCUGUGCUGCAACACACAUAUCAACACUGCUUUAGUCAUUCAGGGCAGAGGAUGUUUGUCAUGGUGGAAAAUGCACGUUCCCUGCUUUAAACAUGUACUAAACAGCACCCUUUGAGCUCUGACUUUAUUAAUUAAUGAGGCAGAUUACAGAAAUCCCUCAAAGCCCAUUUUAUAGCAUGAUGGCAGCAGCAGGGCACAAAGGUUUCUGCUGUGCUCCUGCCCCGAGGUGACAUGGAUGUUGGAUUUAAAGGGUCAUUGUACAUAAUGAGACCAAAAUUGGUUCAGUCAUCACUUGAUGGCUUCCUGUGAUUUGUUCUGCGGCUCGACCAAUUCCCAAAGCUCUCAGCAGCUGCAUGAAAUCAGAUUCCAUGCAUACUAAUGUAACGCACCAUCUAAAAUGAAGCUUAAAUUAAUUAUAGAGGGCCGCAGAGCCUGCAGUUCACUUAAGCCUUUUGUUGUUGGUGUCGCUUUUUUUUUAUCGUGUAAUUUUGCUUCAAGUUUGUGGCUGUUUGCUGGACUUUCAAUGGAGAGUCUGUGGUUCUGAAGUAUUUGGAGUAUUUAAAAGUCAGAUUUCUCGUUAGUGUUUUUAUGGUGGCCCUUUUAACAUUAGUGACUGUGUUCAUACACGUUAAUAAGAAAUAAAAAAAUCCUGAAGCAUUCUGACCUUGUAAUAAAUAGACCACAAAGUACAUUUUAAAGA
This is a messenger RNA of Stegastes partitus (bicolor damselfish), 2305 nucleotides long. Its product is annotated as putative protein MSS51 homolog, mitochondrial. The coding region runs from base 197 to 1537 and encodes 446 amino acids. The transcript has 7 exons. NCBI's taxonomy places the organism in Eukaryota, Metazoa, Chordata, Actinopteri, Pomacentridae. The record is from RefSeq and is a predicted model, not a curated record.